Colius striatus (speckled mousebird) is the source of this 279-nucleotide messenger RNA. It is a transcript of the gene SPINK4, whose product is annotated as serine peptidase inhibitor Kazal type 4. The record is from RefSeq and is a predicted model, not a curated record. Bases 4 to 279 code for a protein of 91 amino acids. Gene Ontology annotation, molecular function: protein binding; serine-type endopeptidase inhibitor activity. Lineage: Eukaryota; Metazoa; Chordata; Aves; Coliiformes; Coliidae. The transcript is spliced from 4 exons.
GCCAUGCCCACCAGGGAGAUGGUGGUGGUAUCAGCGGUGGUGUUGGGGGCACUGGUGGCUGUUGUCGCUGCCGACGGGACACACCAGAAUGAAGGGAAUAGCCUGAGAAAGCCGGUGUGUGGAGAGAUGGUUGAGCUUCAGGCCUGCCCCCUCCUGUACUUGCCUGUGUGUGGGACCGAUGGGAACACCUAUGCCAACGAAUGCCAGCUCUGUGUGCAGAAAAUGAAAACUAGGCAAGACAUCCGGAUUUUGGAAGAUGGGGAGUGUCAAGAUCUCUGA